Molecule: messenger RNA, 2487 nt
Organism: Ramularia collo-cygni
Lineage: Eukaryota; Fungi; Ascomycota; Dothideomycetes; Mycosphaerellales; Mycosphaerellaceae
Product: probable chromosome segregation protein (SepB)
Exons: 4
Coding region: 1-2487 (828 amino acids)
Biological process (GO): mitotic cell cycle; DNA-templated DNA replication; DNA repair
Cellular component (GO): nuclear replication fork
Molecular function (GO): protein binding; chromatin binding
Source: RefSeq, a predicted model, not a curated record
AUGACAACCGCACUUCGUGGGAGACCGGCUCACGCCCCAGGACCAACUUACUUCAGCUACACGCCGAAUGGGAAGAAUCUUGUCACGGCAGGUCUCAAUGGAGCAGUCCGAGUAUUCGAACAUGACUCCGACGACGAGCCUGCCAUUAUUGAUGUCUCCUCCGAAAAUCAUCUGGCAGUGGUGGCCACGAAUGACUUUUUCAUCAUUGGAACCGAGGACGGCGAGGUCGUCAAGUACUCUUUAAUCACCAAGAAGCUGGAAAGCAUCUUGAUACGAUGCUCGGGAGCUGUACGCGAUCUCGCCAUCUCUCCUGAUGGGCAAUGGGUUGCAGUGGCAAGCGACGAACUGGAGGUGAAGGUCGUCAACACUGGCGAUACAGAUCGCGUCAUGUAUCUCCGUGAGCAAUUCAGACCUGUCAAGCAUGUCUCCUUUGACCUCAGCGGUGCCACCCUUGCGGCAUCGUGCACCGACGGCAUUAUCUACAUGUACUCCCUCAGCUCAGAACAGCCWCAAUUGAUCAAGCGUGUGGAUGGGAUGAUCGGCAUGCAGGGGAGUGACUCGGAAGCGAGUUCUCUAGCGAUCUGGCACCCCGAUGGAAGAGCGUUCGCUGUGCCAACACCGAGUAGAGAUCUCCAGGUUGUGUCCCGCAACGACUUUUCGCGGCAAAAGGUGUUUCCCGCCAGCCACAAAGCAGACAUUAGUGCAUUGGCAUGGUCUCCAAACGGUGCACUGCUCGUAAGCACAGCGGUGGACCAAAGCUUGACCCUCUGGGACACGAGAAGUCAGAAAGUUCUGAAAACGUACACCGACGUUCGAAGCACCAUUUUGGAUAUCCAGUGGCAUCCAAAGGACAAUGUCUUGUCGUACACCAACAACAACGGCGAACUCUUCAUACGGGAAGACUUUGUACCAGAUGCGCACAGGAAACUCUUGAGAUUGGAAACCCAGCCCGCUCCCCUGACCAACGAUCCGCUCGCCGAAGUCUCCGGCAACGCCCAAAGACCGACCACGAAUGGCCACAAACGUUCAGCCCAAGAUGAUUAUCUGGACGAUCUUUUGGGUCCUGACGCCAUGUCAGAAGGCGGCGAUGGCUUCAUUGAGGACGAUGAUGGAGCUGGAUAUGUAGAGGAGCCAAACCGCUUUGGUAAACGUGCAGCAGAGCCAUUGAGCGGUCCGCAAGCAAAACGAACGACAGCUUUGGGUUCUUGGCAACCGCAAGUACAUGAUUCUUUCCAGUCAGGCAGCACACCGUGGAAGGGCAAUCGACGAUACUUGUGCCUGAACCUCRCGGGGUUCGUCUGGACCGUCAACCAAGAUACUCACCAUACCGUUACCGUCGAGUUCUACGAUCGACAAGAGCACCGAGAUUUCCACUUCACGGACAUUUAUCGAUAUGACAAGGCCUGCCUCAACGAGAAAGGCUCCUUGUUCUCCUGUCGGGCGUCCAGAGAACAGCCCUCGACCAUAUACUAUCGGCCACAUGAAACGUGGACAGCGCGAACAGAAUGGAGAACGCAACUUCCUGCCGGCGAGGAAGUGACUUCGAUGUCGCUGAGCGAUUCCUGUAUUGUCGUCACCACCUCGACAGGUUAUGUGCGCAUCUACAGCCUGUUUGGGUUGGCCAUGAAGGUCCAGCGUCAGAAGAGCACUCCAGCGGUGACGUGCGCAAGCUGGCGCGACUACGUAAUGACUGUAGGCAACGGUCCUGUCGGCGGCGAUGGGGUCACGCGACUCUUGUACACCAUCCAACACGUCAAGCGCGACGAGAUCUGUCAGAAUGAGGACAUUGUCGCACUCGCGGAAGGCACCGAGCUGCGGAGUGUGUUCUUCAGCGAUCGAGGCGACCCUUGCAUCUACGACAGCGAUGGCGUAUUGCUUGUAUUACAGCACUGGCGUACUCCCGGUCAGGCCACAUGGGUUCCACUCCUGGACACGCGGACACUUGACCGUCUUGCAAGCGGCAAGAAGGAGGAGAGUUACUGGCCAGUCGCAGUCGCAGAAGGCCGAUUCCAUUGCAUCAUUCUCAAAGGUGGAGAGCAGUACCCAUACUUUCCCAGGCCAUUGCUCUCAGACUUUGACUUUAAAAUCCCCAUCACCUCCGAUGUUUCCGAGGAUGAUAUUGAUGAAGAGAGCGUGCGCCAGAGAGACUUUGAGGAGCAGUACGUUCGUUUCUCCGUCCAACACUCUCUUCUUCGCGACCUUGUGGAGUCCACCAACGCGACGACCUCGCAAAGGGCGGAAGUCUCUGCGAUGGAGCGCGAGGUCGACAAAGUUCUACUACAGCUUGUGGCAGGAGAGUGCAGACAGGGGGAAGAGCGCGGGAUGAAAGCGCUGGAGAUUGCAACGCUUAUGCGAGACAGAACUGGCAAGAUGUUGGAAGCUGCCGGCAAAAUCGCAUCGCGCUUUCAGCAUGACAUUUUGGGCGAGAAAAUCAACGAGCUUGCUGAAAGACGACUGGUAGGGUUGGUGGAUGACGAUGAUGUAUAG